AAAAAAGUUUAAUAAUGGAUAACAAGAGCUUGAGCUCAACAUUAAUCAAACCAUUUGAGCUGCUCAGCACUGCUCAAUCUUGUAUUUUUGGCUUCCAUGAUUUCAAAUAACUCAAUAGAGUUGAGUUGGAGCAGAAAAGCUUCUGAAGAAGCUGCAGCUGUUUUAUCACUAUCUUGUUCUGGCCAUGGAAAAGCUAAUUUGGAUGGCCUGAUUUCAGAUGAUGGCACACCAGUUUGUGAAUGCAACGCUUGCUAUAGUGGCCCCGAUUGUUCACAAUUUAUCGCAGAUUGUGUCUUAGGUGCUGAAGGUGGCAACCCAUAUUUCCUAGAGCCAUUUUGGAGACAAAAUGCGGAAAACAGUGCGGUAACGGUGCCUGGAUGGCAUAGAAUGGGACAUGAGUAUGAUGAUGGUUCACUAAUUUCCAAACAACUAGAAAAGAUAAUCCGCAAUUUGCAUAUUGUGGUUGGAAAUGCAGUCACAGAUGGAAAAUAUAUUGUGUUUGGAGUUGGAUCAACUCAGCUUCUCAAUGCAGCAGUCCAUGCUCUCAGUGCUGAUGAUUCAUCGUCAACCCCUACAAAGGUUGUUGCUGCUGCACCAUAUUACCCGUUCAAGUUUGAUGGAGAUACAACUCCAUGGAUCAAUAAUUCAAGUCCCUCCAUGAAUUUUAUAGAAAUCGUUACUACACCUAGCAACCCAGAUGGUCAGCUCACCAAGGCUGUCAUUCACGGCACAAAUGUCAAGCAUAUUCAUGAUCUAGCUUAUUAUUGGCCUCAGUAUACUGCAAUUCCAUCUGCAUUAGACGAAGACCUCAUGAUCUUCACACUCUCAAAGGUCACUGGUCAUGCAGGCAGUCGAUUUGGGUGGGCUAUAAUCAAGGAUAAGGUUAUUUAUGAACGAAUAGUGAAUUAUGUGGAGCAGACUACGUACGGAGUUAGUAGAGAAACUCAGUUGAGAACUUUGAAGUUGCUUAAUGUGGUGUUAGAAGGAAAUGGAAGGAGAUUGUUUGAAUUUGGGAAUGAUACUAUGAGUUUCCGCUGGGAAAUUUUAAGCACUAUUUUCUCAGCGUCCAAAAGAUUCUCCCUUCAAGACCGCAAUGCAGAAAUUUGUACGUUUUCGAAAGAUGCUCGGGCACCUACUCCUGCUUACGCUUGGAUUAGAUGUGAAAAUGAAGAAGAUGAAGAUUGCCGUACUGUUCUCAUUGGGGAAGCAAAUAUCAUAGGGCGGACAGGUUACGACUUCGGUUCAAAAAGGCGUUAUGUACGUCUUAGCUUAGUUAGCAGCCAAGACGAUUUUGAUUUAUUGCGGCUUCACCUUGAAGGUUUAUUGUUUCUGGAAAGGAGGACGAAUCUAAUUAGCAAAGGGGGAGACGAAAUUUGA
This is a messenger RNA of Oldenlandia corymbosa var. corymbosa, 1377 nucleotides long. NCBI's taxonomy places the organism in Eukaryota, Viridiplantae, Streptophyta, Magnoliopsida, Gentianales, Rubiaceae. The record is from the annotation of a GenBank genome assembly.